CAAUAAUGAUGAAUCGACCAAUAAACGUCUAGAUAUGAGUCUAACCUCAAGACUUUGAAGAAUAUCAGUGAAUGUCGGGAAGUGAUCAGAAAAAUGAAGAGGUUUCACUACAGAACACCGAAAACACCCAAAUUCAAAAAGAAGAUGAAGACAUACCACCUCCACCAUUGGAUGAUGAUGAGCCAAUGAGUUCAGAAGUCCGACUUCCACACCCUACUGUAAUAUACCGUAGCUCAUGGGGGGCUCAGGCCCCGCGUGGAGAAAUGGAAGAGCUAAAACUACCAAUGGAAGAGGUGUUGAUUACGUUCACUGGAACGGAUGAAUGUCUGACGAAUCACGAAUGUCUAGACGCAGUGGAUCUAAUACAACGGCGAGACAUUCAAGGCAGAGGUCUAGCAGAUAUUCAAUACAAAGGAAUGCUUGAAGAACCGCUGCAGGUGAUAAGGCGGAAGGACUGGGGUGCCAAGAAGUACGUGGUAGGACUUCUACCUGUCAUACCACCAGUACAGUAUGUUGUGGUCCACUUCUACACAGGGAGUAGGGGCUGCUUCAGCCAAAACACCUGCAAGGAUUACGUCAAGAAGCUACAGAGAAGAGCGGUGAAAGAGAGGAAACUCGCAGACAUUCCGUUCAGUUUCUUGAUAUCUCCAAACGAAGAGAUUUACGAAGGGCGAGGAUGGGAUGUCACGUCUGAAAAAACACUGCCUUACACUUUAGAGUGGGGAAACAAGUAUGAUGUAGCAUUUAUUGGAAACUACUUGGUAAAGAAACCAGCCGAUAAAACAGUCAAGACGUUACAGAAACUUAUUUAUCUCGGUGUAAAAAAGAAGUACAUCAAGAAAGAUUAUGAGGUUGUGCAGAUUAGAGACACUCCUUUAAAAUUAGAAAAGAUUUUCGACCCCGAACCUAGUGAAACUGAACCAAGUGAAACUGUAUCCACACAAAUAAUAGAUUUAUAGGAUUUUAUUAGACGUCACAUAAUGUGUAUUUUAUGUUAAAACUGCAAUUUUACCAUUGAUCCCUUAAUGUAUAAGCAAACACUUUGACAAAGUGUAACAUAGCCUUCUGGAAUACAAGUCCGUGGUGUUGGUGUGUGGCAACGUCGCAAAGGCCGGUCUAUUACCAUGGUAAUACAAACGUGUAAACAAAAACAUUGUGCAGAUGAUCUUAUGAGUUAGUGCAACAGCUGUUUAGGUAGGCCUGGGCUGCAACGUUGCCACUUUUGUCUCGCUACGGCCUUGUAUUAGAGGAUGCCAUGAUUUAAUAAAUUUCUUUUUUAUAUAUAGUUCAUGCACAAGAUUGAUCAGGAUAGCAAAAAAUUUUGAGUUCUAGGCUAGCUUUAUUGAAGUCUUUCAGUAUGCUUAAAGUAAAAAAAAAACUUUUUUUAACUAACAAAUAAUUUCACGUAAGGUAAGAACUUAACGCUAAAAGGCUCUUGAUAAUAGACGUGAGUCCAUUAUGUAUUCAUAA
This is a messenger RNA of Macrosteles quadrilineatus (aster leafhopper), 1470 nucleotides long. RefSeq names its product peptidoglycan-recognition protein SB2-like. NCBI's taxonomy places the organism in Eukaryota, Metazoa, Arthropoda, Insecta, Hemiptera, Cicadellidae. Gene Ontology annotation, molecular function: zinc ion binding; N-acetylmuramoyl-L-alanine amidase activity. Gene Ontology annotation, biological process: peptidoglycan catabolic process. The transcript is spliced from 7 exons. The record is from RefSeq and is a predicted model, not a curated record. Bases 72 to 959 code for a protein of 295 amino acids.